Molecule: messenger RNA, 1416 nt
Organism: Mus pahari (shrew mouse)
Lineage: Eukaryota; Metazoa; Chordata; Mammalia; Rodentia; Muridae
Product: PRAME family member 12-like
Exons: 3
Biological process (GO): negative regulation of DNA-templated transcription; negative regulation of apoptotic process; positive regulation of cell population proliferation
Cellular component (GO): cytoplasm
Source: RefSeq, a predicted model, not a curated record
AUGAAAUAUUUUCUUCCCGUGGAUAUAUCCAUAGCAUCUGCUUACCUGAAAGCUAUGAUGAGCUUCAACAACUCACCAACACUCCAGCAGCUGGCAAGAAGAAGUCUGCUGGAAGAUGAAGCCUUGACCAUCUCGGCUCUGCAGAACCUGCCUUUGCAGUUCUUCCCGCCACUCUUCAAGGAUGCAUUCACCAGCAAACAAGCUAACAUCCUGAGGCUGAUGGUGGCAGCAUGGCCCUUCCCAUGCCUUCCUGUGGGAGCCCUGAUGGAGACUCCUCACCUGGAGACCCUGAAAGCUGUGCUAGAUGGCCUUGAUUUGCUGAUGUCACAAAAGGAUCGACCUAGGUGGAAACUGGAAGUGCUUGAUUUAAGAGAUGCCCACCACGACUUCUGGAAUGAUUGGGCUGGAAUACAGCAUGUUGCCUGCUCUCCAGAUGUGACUGGCAAUACCCAACCAGAGGGAAAUCAUCCCAACCUAGGUGGGGAACAGACCAUGACUAUAAAGAUGAACCUGUCCCUCAUGUCUCGCCAUCCCUCUCCAUACCUAAAAUAUUUUUAUCAAUGGGCCAAGCAGAGAAAAGAUGUGAUACAGGUGAUCUGUGAGAAGUUGGUGUUCGGAGCCAUUCCUGCCUAUGAUCCACUGGGUGUUUUGGAGGUUUUUGAUCCAGGCUCAAUCCAGGAAUUGGAAAUAAACACCUGCUGGGACUUGCGUACCCUUGCAUUGCUAGCCCCUGGCCUGGGUCAAAUGAACAACCUCCAGAAACUCCUUUUCAAGGAAAUCUGCAUACCUUUGGAUUGGCCUUGGCACCAAGAGAUGGAAGCCUGGUGUGUGACAGAGAUCUUUUCCCAGUUCUCCAAACUGCCUAAGCUCCAGCAUCUCUAUUUGAAUGAUGUCUACUUCCUAAAUGAACGUCUGGAUCAAGUGCUCAGGUACUUGGAGAGUCCAUUAGAGACCCUUGCUAUCACUCACUGCAGGCUGUCAGAAUCGGAUAUGAGGUACCUGUCCCAGUGUUCAAGCGUCCAUCAGCUCAAACACCUGGACAUGAGUGGUGUCACCUUCAUUUUAAGUCAUCCAUUCCUAGGAAGUCUGCUAGAAAGACUGACAGCUACUCUGCAGACAUUAAAAUUGAAGGACUGUAUGCUCAUGGACUUCCAAAUCCAUGCCCUCCUGCCUGCGUUGAGCCAGUGUUCCCAGCUCACUGAAGUCAAUUUUGUGGAGAACAUCUUGUCCAUGGGCAGACUGAAGGAUCUGCUGCAGCAUACUGCCAACCUCACACAGCUGACCCUGGAGAAGUACCCUGCCCCUGAUGAGGUCUAUGAUGACAUUGGUAAUGUUAUUCCAGACAGAUUUGUACAACUUUGUUCUGAGCUCAUGGACACACUCAAGGGUAUAAGGCAGCCAAAGCAGGUCUACUUU